AUGUCGCUAUUGUUCAAUACCUUGCCGGCUACGGCGCGUGUGUCUCCCACGCCCUUCAAGGUCGCUAUUCACAAAAGUCAGCUCACUGAACUUGAAACCCUGAUCAAGCUAUCGAAGCUUGCUCCUCCUACAUUCGAGAAUUCCCAAGUGGAAUCUCCAUAUGGUGUCACCACUCACUGGUUGGUAGCCAUGCGGGAUCAGUGGCUGCGGUCUUAUAAAUGGAAAACUUCUGAAGAUCGAAUUAACAGUUUUCCUCAGUGGACGACUGAAAUUGAAGAUCUGACCAUCCACUUUGUCGGGCUCUUCUCGCGGAAGAAGGAUGCCAUUCCAAUCUUAUUGAUCCACGGGUGGCCAGGAAGCUUUUUGGAGUUUCUUCCCAUUCUGGAUAUUUUUCGACGGGAGUAUACGCCAGACACUCUACCUUAUCAUCUAAUUGUGCCCUCGCUACCCGGCUUCACAUUCUCCUCUGGCCCUCCGCUGGAUAGGAACUUUGAUACAUCGGACAUUGCUCGCGUUUUUGAUCACUUGAUGAAAAUUUUGGGAUUUGAGAGUGGAUAUGUUGCGCAAGGUGGUGAUAUUGGAAGUCGCAUCGCCAGAACCUUGGCCGUGGACUAUGAAAGCUGCAAAGCCGUUCAUCUCAACGUGACCUUCAUGGCUAAACCAGAAGGCAUGGCGGACGACAACUUGAAUGCGUUCGAGAUACAAGGUAUCGAGAGGUUCCAGAAUUUCCGAACUACGGGGUGUGGGUACUCAAUUGAGCAUGCAACUCGACCAAGUACCAUCGGUCAUGUUCUCGCCAGUAACCCGAUAUCCUUGUUAGCAUGGGUUGGUGAAAAGUUUCUGGAAUGGGUGGACGACCCUCUGACCCCGGAACACAUUCUCGAAUCCAUCACGUUAUAUUGGCUGACUGACACGAUUGCUCGUUCAAUUUAUACAUAUCGUCAGAGCUACCCUCCUCCCCCUGUCGCAGCUGCAAAUGAAUCGCGUUGGUAUAUCAAUGUACCAUUUGGUUAUUCUGCCUUCCCCAAGGAGCUCGCACCACUUCCUCGCUCAUGGGUAGAAACUACCGGUAAUCUGGUUUACUGGGGCCAACACCAAAAGGGUGGUCAUUUCGCUGCGCUUGAGCAACCAGAAGCCCUCAAGUCCGACCUGGUGGAAUUUGUGGAGCAGGUCUGGCCGAGUAUAAACAGUGGCAAGUGA
Messenger RNA from Penicillium waksmanii, 1200 nucleotides. Its product is annotated as epoxide hydrolase family protein. Gene Ontology annotation, biological process: epoxide metabolic process. The coding region runs from base 1 to 1200 and encodes 399 amino acids. The record is from RefSeq and is a predicted model, not a curated record. Gene Ontology annotation, molecular function: epoxide hydrolase activity. NCBI's taxonomy places the organism in Eukaryota, Fungi, Ascomycota, Eurotiomycetes, Eurotiales, Aspergillaceae. The transcript has 8 exons.